AUGGAAAAGAGGCGCAAAUAUCUCACUGUCCGCAUCAAUGGUGAGCCAGUAUGCCUACAAAUAGACACCGCUUGUGACAUAACUUUGAUCUCAAAGCGAACUUGGCACGCGCUCGGGCGACCCCCAUUCAAUCUGACCAACAGGAAAGCAUUGAACGUAUCUGGUGGACCACUGCGUCUCAUUGAUGAGUUUCGUGAAAAACCCCCGAAGUCAGUGUCUCAUCUCGAUCCAUGGCGAAAAUCCCGUCUGGCCGAUGAACAGCGUUGUGAUCAGGUAGCGCGGAUAAGAGAACAAAAAAAAUGUGAACUGCGUUCUCGAUGGGAGGAGGAAACCCAUGCGAAAUUGAUUGAAGCGGAAACGCUUCGACGAUUCACAGCCGUUAAGGAAAAGCAGCGCAAGGCGAGAGAACAGCAUCGAGAGCAACUGCGCGAACAGCUCCGGGUGGAGGAGGAACAGUUCGUGGCCAAGCAGAAGUCCCCGGUGGAAGAGAUGCGAGAACGCUACGAAGAGUCACGCCGUCGUGCAGCCCAAUUGGAGGCGGAACGACAAGCGGCAGAUCGGGUUAGAGCUUUGGAAAAAUAUGAUCAACAAUUUCGUGAGGGAUGCGAUCUAUUACGGGCGGAAUUAUCACGAAGAAAGGCGUUUGAGAUUGCGGAGGACCGAAAGGUUCAAAUUGCCAUGAAACGGGAACAGAAGAGGUUAGAGGCUGAGGAGGAGGCAAACUGGUUUGCCGAACAACAACAGGCACAACAACGAGCGCAACUUGAAGAUGCAAGUGAAACAAAGAAACAAGAACGGGCAAAAUUUUUGGCCGAGCAGUUGCAAAAACAGGUUCAGGAAAAGAUAAAAGCCAACGAACUGGACAAGGAGUUGAAACAGAAAGAAAAAGAAGACUUGAUCAAACUUCAAAAGCAACUAUUGGAAGAGCGCAUCCAACAACAUCAGAAGAAAAUUGAACAUCGAAUCAAAGCACGGGAAGAACUGAAUCGUUGUUUGCUUGAGAAGCAGACUAGGAUCACGGAAGAAUUGGAAAAGUCACGGGCUUAUGAACAGUUGUUGGCUCGUCAAGAGGAAACGAAGGCAAUCGCUGAAGCGGAUCAACAACGAGAGGCCAAAAAAUUUAGUAAACGUUUCAAAGCGUUGAAAAAAAGUAUAGAUGUGUCAGGCGGGGAGAACAAAAUUUCAGUAAAGAAUGCUCGUCAUCAACGAGUCGUUGAAAGACAGAAAUUGACCUCCGAAAUAAACGAACUGAUAAGAAAAGAUAAACAAAAGACAGCCGAAGAUAUGGAACAACAUCAGAACAAAUUGAUUGAAUAUCGAAAGGCGCUUGAGGGACAGAUUGCCUAUCAGCAUCAGAGGACUGCGGACGCACUGAAAGAAGCUGAACGAGAACAACAGCGUGAGCAAGAAAUGAACGAGACCAUACAAAACUUAAUCGAUCAGCUUGUAAAUUCGGAAGUUGAUGACCCAAAUCGACACCCGUGGAGAGUUCUUCUGGCUCAAGGUCAUCCGGGAAUUCCUCAGUGGACCGGAUCUCUUAUAUCAUCUGCGGCGCCUGGCGAAUCUUGUGACUGA
This is a messenger RNA of Echinostoma caproni, 1575 nucleotides long. NCBI's taxonomy places the organism in Eukaryota, Metazoa, Platyhelminthes, Trematoda, Plagiorchiida, Echinostomatidae. The record is from the annotation of a GenBank genome assembly.